CCGGCCUUAGCUCAGUUGUCGGAUCGCCAUGAAACACACAGUGACCCUGCUUACCGCUCUCGCCCUCGCCGCCGCUGGCGUACCGCGAGACGAGAGAAUACCACGGCGGCAGGUUACGGACUCACUCAGACUAAACAAUGGCCUAAGUUGGGGCGACUGGGGACCCAUUGAGUAUUGCAAGGAUGGGAGCUUUGCCAGUUCAUUUCAGGUCAAGUUCGAGCCGUACAGCCUGAUCGACACAGACGAAACAGCUGUCAACGCCGUCCGCCUCUACUGCAGCACGCUCGACCACAUCACCACCGGCUACGUCCAGUCCGUCGAGGGAACGCACGGGGAAUGGCAAAACAUCAGGUCCUGCAGCUCUGGCUUCGCGACGGGCAUGCGAGCCAACGUUCUUGAGCCGCAGGGGGCUUUGGGCGACGACGUGGCGGUGAAGAACGUGCAGCUCGCAUGCGAUGGAGGGACGGAGGUCAUCACGGGGGUCAUCGAGGAGAAGAUUCCCAGCGGAGAGUGGAGUUUUUGGUCGCGCUGCACUCCCGGGUCAGCAGUGUGUGGCAUUGAGAUUCGCUACGAGGACGCGGGCCUUGGCGACGAUACAGGAGUGACAAACCUCGCAAUGUUCUGCUGUGCCUUCAACGGGACGAGGACGCAAUGAAGCUCUUUUGGAUAGAUGAUUUUGUAAUUUACUAGAAGCGGUUUUAUCAAAGCCUUAGUCGGCUUGUGUGCUUACUUCUCUGUUCCUUAGUCUCUCUGGAAAUAAUUCCGGAAAUUUAUAUGUACAUUUAAUUACGAUAAUAUAUAUAUAUG
Penaeus chinensis is the source of this 807-nucleotide messenger RNA. Its product is annotated as vitelline membrane outer layer protein 1 homolog. Lineage: Eukaryota; Metazoa; Arthropoda; Malacostraca; Decapoda; Penaeidae. The transcript is spliced from 6 exons. The record is from RefSeq and is a predicted model, not a curated record. The coding region runs from base 29 to 655 and encodes 208 amino acids.